Molecule: messenger RNA, 1242 nt
Organism: Uncinocarpus reesii 1704
Lineage: Eukaryota; Fungi; Ascomycota; Eurotiomycetes; Onygenales; Onygenaceae
Exons: 1
Coding region: 1-1242 (413 amino acids)
Source: RefSeq, a predicted model, not a curated record
AUGCCGCCAACAUCAUUGCAAGCACACGUCGAGCGGCGUUCAACAGCGCUGCGCGGGAAAUUACUCGAGACUCUCACUCAACUUGCACCUAAGCGACACGCCCAGCCACUUCCUAACCUUGAUCUCGCCCAUGAAGUCGCCGUGACAGCUUCCUCGCCAAUGGAGAUCUCACGAGUUCUCACCGCCAGAUCCAACGAGAAAACCGAAUUCCACCCUGGUCAAGGAGCGGUCGACCCACACGAUAUUAAUAUGCAGGGCCUCCUCGCAUUAUUCGCGAUUAUUGGAGCUGCUUUUGUGCUUGCAGCAAUAUGGUUCUUUUUCUGGGCGAGAAACGGAGGGUUUGUUUGGCGCAAGGGUGAUUGGGAUGACUAUAAAUCUACAGUUUUACGUCGGAAGGGUCCAGAUGGACGCACGCUUUCAAACGCCACAAAGAGCACGGUUCUAGGUGGGGGAAGUGUUGUUGGAAGAGGAUACAGUGAUUAUGACGAGCAGGCAACGACUGUGGAUACAGCGACUGUGGCUACGGAGAAAGUAAGUCGCGGAAAGCGGUUGAAGGAAACUGCCAAACAGAAGUUGCUGAGGAAACGGAAGGAGGAGGCUUGGGAAGGGGGUCAUGAUGAGGACAUGCGUGCCUAUCGCCAUGAGAAGCCAGCGACAGUGGGGGGAAUUAAUCGAGAACCAGAUGGUACAUACCAUGGUACAGAAUACACGGGUACUCUCGAGCAAAGAAGUGAAUGGACCCAGAGUGAAAUGGGCGAGACUCAUAUGGAGACCGAAACACGCUACGAUCCACCCGUGACCGAGAGACUCUCAGGAAACAGGAACGUCUCUGGAUUUUCGUUCACUGCCGGCGCUGAAGAUACGAUCAGCAAUAUCACUGAAGAACAUCCACUUCGCGACUCUGCUCACCGGCAAGAGAGCCGACACAGUCGCUCCAGAAACUCUCAACGUCCACGCGGCCCGCGACCUAGUGCCAACACUCGCUCGAGGCAGGAUGGCUCGCGUAGACGUGAUCGCUCGGCCAUUCCGGGUGGAUAUACGACGCCAUUGGAUAUGUCUUCGAUCAGUGCGUCGGAGUACACCUACGAUCAGCUCGAGGGCUCGGGUAAUGGUACCAAAACUUAUCACCAUCCCCUUCCUGAGUUGAAGAAGGGCUAUAGACGCGCUGGUGGGGGUGGGAGAGGGAGGCGAGAUAGUUUGAGUGACAGCGAGGGGGAUGAUUAUGAUAGUCGUCUGUCUUGA